Molecule: messenger RNA, 1724 nt
Organism: Solanum tuberosum (potato)
Lineage: Eukaryota; Viridiplantae; Streptophyta; Magnoliopsida; Solanales; Solanaceae
Product: sporulation protein RMD1
Exons: 7
Coding region: 152-1393 (413 amino acids)
Source: RefSeq, a predicted model, not a curated record
AACAAUUGGAAAAAAGAAGAAGAAGAAACUAUUAUAACACCCAACCUGCCCAUUCAUUUAGAAAAUGCGGCUGAAAAACCUCAAGGACAGUGUGGAGAGUGGAGACCCAUAAACCACUGCUUUGCUUCUCUUUCUUCUCCACGCUGCUCCUAUGAAGUCUGUUACUGCUAUUUCUUCCUCCAUUCCUUCUCUCAACAAAGCUUUUCGAACUCUCUUCACUCACUCCACAACAAACCCUUCUCUUCUCCACACUCUCUCCCGAAACCUACAAAUUUCUCAUCGCCCAAUUACCCUAACUUUCUCCCUCAUUCUCCGAAGACAAUCGCAUUCUUUGAACCACGGCUUGAUUUCCUCUAGUAAGAAGCCUAGUUUCGCUGUGGCUAAAUGUCUCUCUUCAAUAUCGUCUUCAGCGCACACGGUGGAUUGGAACGACGCCCUUUCGUGCUCGGAGAUCGCCGAAGCUGAGGAAUUGUGUUUGGAGAGGGAAGAGGAUGAUCAUGAUGAUGAUGCUAGUGCUACAGCUGUUAAGCCGUAUAUUCCUGUUAGGGCAUUCUUUUUCUCUACUAGUGUGGAUUUGAGGAGCUUAGUGGAACAGAACAAGCAGAAUUUUAUUCCACCUUCGUCUCGAAUGACGAAUUAUGUUGUUUUAAGAUUUGGGGAUACUAAGAAGGCUGCCAGUGCAUUAGGUGCCAACUUAAGUGGCAGUGACUGCUGUUACAUGGUAGUUUUUCAAUAUGGCUCGAUUGUCUUGUUUAAUGUUUCCGAUCACGAGGUUGAUGGAUACCUGAAGAUUGUCGAGAGACAUGCUUCAGGGUUAUUACCGGAGAUGAGAAAGGAUGAAUAUGAGGUAAGAGAGAAGCCUACUUUGAGCACAUGGAUGCAAGGUGGAUUAGACUACAUAAUGUUGCAGUAUAUGAAUAUAGAUGGUAUCCGAACCAUUGGCAGUGUUCUUGGUCAAAGUAUAGCUCUUGAUUAUUAUGUUCGCCAAGUUGAUGGAAUGGUUGCUGAGUUUACGGACAUCAAUCGUGGAAUGGAGAAGACUGGAACUUUCACAAUGGAGAGAAAAAAGCUUUUCCAACUGGUUGGCAAGGCAAAUUCUAAUCUUGCUGAUGUGAUUCUUAAGCUAGGACUUUUUGAAAGAUCGGAUAUUGCAUGGAAGGAUGCAAAAUAUGCUCAAAUUUGGGAAUAUCUGAGAGAUGAAUUUGAGUUGACUCAAAGAUUCGCAAGCCUCGACUUUAAGCUGAAAUUUGUUGAGCAUAAUAUACGAUUCCUUCAAGAAAUUCUUCAAAAUAGGAAGUCAGAUUUCCUUGAAUGGCUUAUUAUUAUACUGAUUGGUGCGGAGAUCCUCAUCUCUGUUUAUGACAUUGCCCAUAAGUCAUCAAUCGCUCUGUAGGUAUAACUAGCUUCUGAAGUUGUUGGAAACUUGAAAUAUGGCAUCGUACUCUAAUUAUGGCGUGGAGUUUGUUGUACAUAGGAAAUCCUCAAAUAAUAUAUCGAUCUAUAUGCUAUACGACACUUGUCUUUCUUAAUUGUAAAUGCAUUAUCACUUUACACUAGGGAAAGUAUACAUCAUUUAAGCUUGGUGCCUUGAAAUGGGGGGCUAUGAAUUUAGAGGAAAUUGCAUAUUUGGUACCUUUCUCCUGUAAGUAUUUUUUUGAUUUGGGUUUCGUGCUCAUUUUUGUUUUGACAAUUUGACAUUUUCCGAGUGCGAUGAAUUCAUAUUA